GUACUUCGCACGGACCAUCACCGCCUCGCCCGCCGCCCGGCAAAAUCAGAAAAAAGUUUCAUUCGCGCAUCACCGCAACGAAGUCUCCGUAACUCCAACAAUCCUUUACCUCAAUCAUUCACAAUGAGGGCCAAACGCUCCAAGAAGUACCGCAAGCUCAUGCACCAGUAUGAGAUGACAUUUGGCUUCCGUGAGCCCUACCAAGUGCUCGUCGACUCGAACUUCCUGCAUGCCGUCGACCAAUUCAAGAUGGAUCUGCUCCCUGCUCUUGAGCGGACUCUUCAAGGCACACCCAAGCCACUCCUCACAAAGUGUUCCCUCGCAGCCAUUAUGGCCAAGCAACCCAUCAACCCCAGAACCAACACACCCUAUCGUCCCAUGCAUCUCCCCCCACCAACAAUUCUGCCCCUCCGCCACUGCAGUCACAACGCAGAACACACCCCCAUCGACGAGGUGGAAUGUCUGCUCUCCCUCCUUUCGCCCAAUGCUGAAGUAAAGAAGAACAAAGAGCAUUACAUCCUCGCUACUGCCGACCCGCCAGCAGCCAAGAAAAGCGACAAGGCAGACAACCCGGCACAGCGCAAGCGCAAGACCGAAGAGGAGCGCGAAGAGGAGCGCGCAAUGCGCCGCUCGAGAGCUUUGCGUUUCGGCGCGCGCUCUAUCCCCGGUGUGCCUAUUAUUUACGUGAAGCGCUCGGUGAUGGUUCUCGAGCCUCUGAGCACACAAACUGAGGCUGUGCGUGAUGGUCACGAGAUGGGCAAAUUCCGCGCUGGAUUGGAUGACCCUGAGCUUGGGGCUAAGAGAAAACACGAUGGCGAAGGCGAAGAUGGUGGCGAGAGGAAGAAGAUCCCCGGUUUGAAGAAGGCCAAGGGACCUAACCCUAUGAGUAUGAAGAAGCCGAAGAAGAGAGUUGACGCCAAUGCCGGUGGUGCAAAGAAGGAGCGGGUCGAGACUGAAGUUGCCGAGGCAGAGGCAGAGGGUGAGCAUUCUGGUGCUGCUAAGACUAAGCGGAGACGCCGCCAUCAUAAGGGUGGUGACGCUGAUGCUGCCCCAGUGGCUGAGGCUGAAAUGGACGCAUAA
Molecule: messenger RNA, 1080 nt
Organism: Penicillium longicatenatum
Lineage: Eukaryota; Fungi; Ascomycota; Eurotiomycetes; Eurotiales; Aspergillaceae
Product: rRNA-binding ribosome biosynthesis protein UTP23
Exons: 3
Coding region: 124-1080 (318 amino acids)
Cellular component (GO): nucleolus; small-subunit processome
Molecular function (GO): small ribosomal subunit rRNA binding
Source: RefSeq, a predicted model, not a curated record